AUGGGGUUAUGGAAAAAGGAGAUAACAGAAGAAGCGAAGAAACAACUAUGGCUGGCAGGGCCUAUGGUAUUUGUGUGUGUGUUUCAGUACAGUUUGCAGAUGAUAUCUCUCAUGUUUGUAGGCCAUUUGAAUGAAAUGCUUCUGGCUGCUGUAUCUUUGUCUACUUCAAUUGUCAAUGCUACUGGUUUCAAUGUCAUGAUGGGAAUGUCAAGUGCACUGGACACAUUUUGUGGUCAAGCAUAUGGAGCAAAGCAGUAUCAUAUGCUUGGUGUGCACACCCAAGGAGCCAUGUUGGUUCUCACCCUUGUUACUAUACCUUUGUCCAUUCUUUGGGUAUACUUAGAGUCUAUUCUAGUUCUUCUUCAUCAAAACAAAGAAAUUGCAGCACAUGCUCAACUAUAUGCCAGAUAUUUGAUCCCAAGCCUUUCAGCCAAUGGUCUUCUUCGGUGCAUUACUAAGUUCCUACAAACCCAAAACAUAGUUUUUCCUAUGGUGCUAGCCACUGGACUUACUAGCUUACUACACUUGCUUCUCUGUUGGGUUUUGGUUCAAAAACUUGAGCUUGGUAUCAAAGGAUCUGCCAUUGCAAUUUGCAUUUCAAAUUGGUUUAGUACCAUAAUACUUGCCCUUUACGUUCGGUUCUCCCCUUCAUGCAAAACAACUUGGACUGGUUUCUCUAAAGAAGCAUUGCAUAACAUCCCGAAAUUCCUCAGGCUUGCUUUUCCUUCAGCACUCAUGGUGUGCUUAGAAUCAUGGACGUUCGAAAUAAUGGUGAUCUUGGCAGGUCUUUUUGCUAAUGCGAAAUUACAAACCUCAGUUCUUUCUAUAUGCCUUAACACCUCUGGUAUAUUUUGGAUGGUACCAUUUGGAGUAAGUGCUGCAGGAAGUACAAGGAUCUCAAACGAAUUAGGGGCUGGUAGUUCAAAAGCUGCAUACUUAGCAGUUAAAGUCACCAUGUUCCUGGCCUUCUUGGUGGGUCUUUUAGAAUUUUCUCUCCUUAUGUCCUUAUGGAAAGUUUGGGGGCGUGCUUUUACCAAUGUACAUGAAGUGCUCACAUAUGUGAUUUCCAUGAUGCCAAUUGUUGCAAGCUCUGUCUUUAUAGAUUCAAUUCAAACAGCAUUUCAAGGUGUUGCCAGAGGAUGUGGUUGGCAGAAACUUGGUGCAUAUAUCAAUCUAGGAUCUUACUAUGUUUUGGGCCUUCCUUUUUCCAUUGUCACAGCUUUUGUAUUCCACAUGAAAGGACAGGGGCUAUUUUUAGGGAUCCUAUUAGCACUUAUUGUGCAAGUGGUGUGUUUUCUUCUGGUCACCUUACGCGCCAAUUGGGAGAAAGAAGCAAAAAAGGCAGCAGCAAGAGUAGGAGGCAGUGCUGUACAAGUUGAGGACCAUCAGGGUGACCAAAAUGUUCAUACUGCUUCAUAG
Messenger RNA from Sphenostylis stenocarpa, 1419 nucleotides. The record is from the annotation of a GenBank genome assembly. NCBI's taxonomy places the organism in Eukaryota, Viridiplantae, Streptophyta, Magnoliopsida, Fabales, Fabaceae.